AUGGGUGGCUCGGGCGGCGCGGGCUGGCCGCGCGAGGCGCCGGCGUUGUUGAGCACGGCGCUGCUGUUGGGCGGCGCGCUGCCGCAGCGCCCGCAGCCGCCGCUCUUCACCAUCGACAGCAUCCUGGCGCCGCGCCCGCAGCCCGCCAUCCCGCCGCUGCAGCUGCACCACCUCGCACACACGCCCUUCCACAGAGCGCACGACCUCUUUGGUACGUCUGCCAAGCUGUUAAUGAUACAUGGAGUCGGCGGCGUUGGCAGCGCGGUGUCAGGCGCAGGCGGGUACGCGGGGCUAUACGGCGGGUACGCAGCGGCGGCGCUAGCGGGGCUGGCAGGCCCACCGCCCAAGCGCAAGCGCCGCCACCGCACCAUCUUCACGGAGGAGCAGCUCGAGCAACUUGAGAGUACCUUCGACAAGACCCACUACCCUGAUGUUGUGUUACGCGAGCAGCUGGCUCUACGCGUCGAUUUGAAGGAGGAACGGGUUGAGGUGUGGUUCAAAAACCGGCGCGCAAAGUGGCGCAAGCAAAGGCGUGAGGAACAGGAGCGCCUGCGCAAGUUGCAGGAGGAGCGCGCAUGCGGGCGCGCGCCGCUACUGCCGCGCUCGCCGCCGGCGCACACACCGCCUGCGCAGGCGCACCACGCGCCUCCGCCCGCGCCGUCGACGCCGCGCACAUACACCGACGACUCCGAUUCCGACCUCGAGGUCGCUUGAACACCUAGAUCUAAAUCAUAGUGAAGCGCAAAGAACUAAAAUGAUUAACUGAUGAACUAGCUGUUCAAAGUGGAAGUGAUCAUGCAUUCAAAACAUUUUUGUAAUUCGCUAACGCCGAUAACUACAAUUAUGAAAACUAGGCUUUCUGAACUGAAUGGCGAAUAGUGAAUAAUAAAUGCAAAGAAUUGGUAUAACUAACUUAGUGCGUCUAAAGUGGCGUGUUGAAAAUGUUCGAAAUAAAAACAUUACGGAUAUAAACGAUAUAAUAAAAUGAUUAUCUUCAACUCUAAUACGACAACAUACAAGUGAAUAUAGAUUAAAACGGAAUAUAUAGUAGAUAAAUAAAAUAUACUAUUGCAGGUUCAGCAGUCAAAACUAUUGUAUAAAUCACUGAUAAUUUAAUUACUUAAUACAAUACAUAUAAUAAAUUAAAUUAAUUAAUAAUUUAUCGUGUACUUAUCAGCUAAGAAUGUAUCUAUACAAAUGUAUCUAGAUAUUUAGUAAUAGAUAUAAUAUUAAGUAGUUGAUACUUAGCAAUCUGCAUUAUAGUUAACAUAAAAACCUUUACGAUCUUCUAAUACCUAUUAUAAUCAUGAUGUCAUUCAUUACACUAACUUAAACCUUCUUGUUUAAUAUAUUAUAGGUACCUAAUCCUGUCGCUGUGUACUUUUACAUUAUUAACAUUUCAGAUCUUAUGUUUCUUGUAUUUUAUUUUUUGUACCUUAUAUUAUUCUGUUUAUAUCAAAUUUAUAUUGCAGCAGUCUGGAACAAACAUAGUUUACUGGCUUAUUAUGCACAACAAUUUAAAUAGAUAUAAAUAAAUACUAUUUGUAUUCGACAUCAGGGAAAUACAUAAUAAUGGUU
Molecule: messenger RNA, 1578 nt
Organism: Pectinophora gossypiella (pink bollworm)
Lineage: Eukaryota; Metazoa; Arthropoda; Insecta; Lepidoptera; Gelechiidae
Gene: Gsc
Product: homeobox protein goosecoid
Exons: 3
Coding region: 1-714 (237 amino acids)
Biological process (GO): regulation of transcription by RNA polymerase II
Molecular function (GO): RNA polymerase II transcription regulatory region sequence-specific DNA binding; DNA-binding transcription factor activity, RNA polymerase II-specific
Source: RefSeq, a predicted model, not a curated record